CCACCAAUUACACUUGUGGUAUUCAAUUUGGGGUAGAGUUAAGUUUUUCCUUUUUCAAAACCUGAUGCCAGCAGAGCCGUUUACGAAACGCCAGAGGCCAAGUGCUUUGUCGGUACGUUGAUGAAUCUCGGAGUAGAAAAGAAGUAGACAAGGGACCGGACUCUUCCUCAAUUGGCGUUGAUAUACCGCCGAAUUCCGAUUCCUGGUUUUGAAGAUCUCCAGUUUUCUUUUCUGAUCGCAUUUAAGGGUGAUCUGCACCGGACUGGAUUGAUGUGCAAUGCAGAGAUCUCGUAAGGAUUUUCAGCUAAGAAGGUCCUUGGAUAAUGCAAUAUGUGAAAAAAACACUUCAUCCAGAAUCUGUUUUUUGCCUGUUCUUCUGUGGGCACUUGUCUUCGUUUUAAAUUUGUGUGUUAGCCAUGGUGCCGUGGACAAAGAUCCCGGAUCCGGAGAAUAUCAGUUAAGUGUUCAAUAUGGGGAUGACGCUAAGCUUGUGUUUGAAAGAGGAAAUCAUUCUGCUUCAUCUACAGAUGAAAAUCCCCAAGUGGGAAUCAGUUCUGAAGAGUUGAUCAGUGCAUCACUUGAAGAAACUGAUAGCAUCCCCAGUGAAUCAGACAACACAAAGUCUGCUCUGGCUGUCGAACAGCAAACUGACACAGGGAAGUCAGAAUCAACCAGAAAUUCAGAAAAGGAAUCGAGAUCUGAUACAUUUUCUCAGUCAAUCACUUUAAGUCUUGAUGAGUUCAGGAGCAAAACAUCCAAUCCAAAAAUACGAGACUUGGAUGAUCAUGCAGGAAGCAUCACCCAUAGGGUGGAACCAGGAGGAGCAGAGUACAAUUAUGCUUCUGCUUCCAAAGGGGCUAAGGUCUUGGCUCACAACAAGGAAGCGAAAGGCGCUUCUAAUAUAUUGAGCAGAGAUAAAGACAAGUACCUCAGAAACCCUUGUUCUGCUGAUGAGAAGUAUGUUGUGAUAGAACUCUCAGAAGAAACUUUGGUGGACACUAUUGAAAUCGGCAACUUUGAACACUACUCGUCCAAUCCAAAGGAUUUUGAACUUCUUGGUAGUCAUAUCUAUCCAACUGAUGCUUGGGUCAAACUUGGUAAUUUUACUGCUGGGAAUGUGAAACAUGCUCAAAGUUUUGUACUUACAGAACCAAAAUGGGUGAGGUAUGUGAAACUGAGCUUUCUUAGUCAUUACGGAUCAGAGUUUUACUGUACACUAAGUGUUGUGGAAGUAUAUGGAGUUGAUGCCGUAGAGAAGAUGUUGGAUGAUCUCAUCUCUGUUCCAGAAAAGAAAGCUUCUCCCGAUCAAACAAACAAUGAACAGAAGAAACCGAUGACCACCGCCCAACACACGUUGCCUGAUGUCAGUAAUUUAGAAACUGACACCGAACGAAACUCUGAUGUCAAACCAAUGGCAAUGACAAUGAACGUGCCUGAUCCACUUGAGGAGAUUCGCCAUCUACAAGUGAACAGGAUGCCCGGCGACAGUGUUCUUAAAAUACUAAUGAAGAAAAUUCAAUCUCUUGAUAUAAACUUAUCAAUCCUUGAGCGUUAUCUGGAAGAAAUGAAUUCUAGAUAUGGAAAGACUGCUGCAGUGUUCGGCAAGGAUAUGUCAGAUAAAGAAGCCCUUCUCAAGACAAUCACAUCAGACAUAAAGAGUUUUUCCGAGAGCAAAGAUGCCAUGAGUAAGGAGGUCAAUGACCUCUCAUCUUGGAAGUCCCUUGUAUCCAUGCAGCUGGAAAAAAUAAUGAUGGAUAAUUCUAAUCUCAGGUUGAAGGUGGAAGAGGUUCACCGGAGGCAAGUGUAUAUGGAGAGUAAAGGAAUAAUUAUUUUUCUAGUAUGUUUAAUAUUUGGGUCCAUAGCAGUUUUGAGGAUGUUUGUAUAUUUAAUUUUGAGCAUUUACAAGCAUGAGUGUUCCAGGAAAUUUUGUGAUAAAGAUUAUUCCUGGAUUUUCUUACUGUCUAGCUGCAGCAUCACUAUUAUCAUCUUGUCCUUAUAAUGGAGUUUUUUUUUUGUGUUAUCUUUUUAACUUGUGCUUAUAUUAUUAGUCUUCCUUGUCAAUUUCUAAUUGCCUUAUGAAAAUUCUUUCACUGUGUUAAAAAGAAGUAUUGGAUGCUUUUUUUAACUUGGUUUGUUUUUUGAGAAGUGUUGUGCCCCUUUUGAAAAUUGAGGUGAAAUUGUUCCCAAUACCUUUUGAAAUAAGAUGGUGUUUGAUGGGUUAUUAAUAAAUGGCCAAAUAAGCUUGCAGUAUGUGG
Messenger RNA from Cuscuta campestris, 2255 nucleotides. The record is from the annotation of a GenBank genome assembly. NCBI's taxonomy places the organism in Eukaryota, Viridiplantae, Streptophyta, Magnoliopsida, Solanales, Convolvulaceae.